Messenger RNA from Vitrella brassicaformis, 2525 nucleotides. Lineage: Eukaryota; Vitrellaceae. The record is from the annotation of a GenBank genome assembly.
CUCGGAUCGUCUCAGUCACACACUCGCCCGAACCGCCCAGCGCACCAAACAACAUCCUUCACUCACUCACGCCCCUCCCAUCGAUUCUCGCCCGAACCAUGUCCUCAAGCAACGCACCGCCACCAUCUUCAGCAGCAGCGGCGGGCCUCUCGAGUGCCGCCAUGAGCUCGUCGGGCGCCUCGAUGACGCCCUGGAAGCUGCCCGACAGCAGUUGUCUGACGGCCGAUUUGUUGACGGCAUUGGUGUGGCAUGCGUUCCGGAUGGCGAAUAUGGACGACUCCUUCAUGAGGGGGUCCUUCUCGUCAGACAGGGUGUGGUUCAGCAGCACACGAAGACCUGUGGGACAACGCACCGAGGAGACAGAGUGGGUGUCUCUCUCCCUCUGUGUGUGUGUGUGGAAGCGUGUGGCUGACCGACCGUCGAUCUCUCUGCAUGUGUCCUGCAUCCGGUGGUCGUCGUGCAGAAGGUUGGCCACCACACGAAUGAGGUCGCGGCAGGACACCUCCUCACUGACCUCGUCCCACACCCUCUCUACCACAUCUCUAUCGUCACCCUCAGCCCCACCCCCCUCCCUCUCCCUCUCCCUCUUGCGCCUGUCCUUCCGCGACACCAUCGCCCGCAGCCGCAACGAGUGGUGGCAGUCGAGAAAUGAGACGAUCGACCGAAUGAGGCCAUCGGCAACUGAGUGCCGGUGGUGGUGGUGGUCGCCGUCGUCAGCUGAUGCCAGCCACGCGUGUGAGGAUGUGAGGAGGAUGGCUGUGCGGGCAAGGGGGCGCAGGCAGCCGGAGAGGCUGCAGGCAUCCUCCUCAGCUGCCGGUGCUGCUGGAGGGCUGGUGUCGGUGUCGGGAGGGAAGGGGAGGAAAGGGCGGCGAUGGGCUGGCCGGCAGACGUCUGUGAGGGCUCUGGCGAUGAGGCUGAACAGAAACGCCAUAAGCGAUCCGUCGGCCACCAUGGUCUGACAAUGCAUCCAACACACACACAUACAUUCACUUGCGGCAUCUCUCCCUGCCCCAUGAGCACAGGUACCUACCUGCAGCAGGGUCGUCCCGCCACCGCCGUCGUCAUUUCUCUCCCGCCAUUCCUCCUCGACGAAAGCUUCGAGCAUCGCCAGCAGGUAUGCCGCCAUGUCCCUCUGUGAGGCGAUGAGGUGCUUGAGCCGCUCCAUGAUCCACCGGGCACGCACAGGGUGGCUGCGGAAGCGAUCCAUCGACGAGCUCGUGCCGCCGCUGCUGUUGGGAGUGUGGGGCUGGGGAGAGAGUGGCGGUGGGUCCAGCUGCCGCAGGACGAUCAGCUGCAACUCGUCGUCGUCUAAUCUGCAAGCCAAAAGUGACAGAGUCCAUCCAUCCAUCAUGCCAGCAAGGGCGUGCUUUGUGUCUGCCAGCAUCACAGCCUACCUACCUCAUGACGCAUCGAAACAAGCUCUCAAAAGCCCCAGGCUGCCGCCACCACGCGUGGCUGAAUAUCGACACCCACUCAUCGCUGCCCCCCUGCCCCUGCCCCUCCUCGGCAGCCGCAUGGUGCACGGCGGCCGAGUACAUCAGGUAGAGCACCUGGGUGCCCUCCUCCGCCGCCAGAGCCGCCCGCCGCUCGGCACUCUGGCAGCUGAUGUUGUGGAGCAGCAUGAACAUGUGAGACGGACUGCCGGCGAUGAGGGCGAGCUUGACCGAUCGCCAUGGGUACACCAGCUUCCACAGAUGGCUCUGAAGCAUUUUUGAUUGGUCAGGGUGUGUGUGUGUGUGUCAGUGUGUGCCUGUGUGCCUGCCUCCCUCCCUCCCUGCCGCCGUUUCUCUCUCACCUGAUUGAUGUCAUUUGCAGUGACCAAGUUGAUGAAGAAGGUGAUCAGAGAGCGCUGCACCUUUGGCAUCAGACUGUCGUCCGACCUCCCCGCUUGGACAUGUUGCCAGAAUGCGAGUACGGCCACCAGCGUGUCGAGGCUGUCCACCAGCAUCUCAGCCAAACCCGCCUCACGCAGGCACCUCUGCCGACAAGACACACCGACCGACACAAAGGGAACACACACACACACAUUCAUUUCUUGCCUUCCUGAACGCUCAUGCCCUUACCUGUGACUCAGGGCGUCCCGCACAAAGGCUCCUUCCCACCCGCAGCACUCCGUCGAUGACGCCCACGUGAGUGACCAGUGACUGCCGGACCUCCGUCAACAGCUCAUCUGACGGCGGCUGCUGCUGCUCAAGCCGCGAUUCGUCGGCAACAUGCGCCGCCUCCCGAAUGUGCGUGUGAAAGAGCCUGCAGAGGGCGCCUGCAUCCUCAGCGGACAGAUCUCUGACGUCAUCGGCGCGCGCUGGCGAUAGUCUCUGCACAUGGACACACACAUCAACACAAGGAAGGGACAGAGGUGUUACUCCGCCGCGCCGUUCUCACUUUUAUGAAGCCAUUGAGGCGGAUGAGGGUCUGGGAGCCUCCAGCAUCCUCGAGGGAAUCGAACAAGACGGCAAGAUCUGCCAUCUUCCCUCGCCCGCAGCAGCGGUUUCAUGCAGCUCCCUAGCCGGACGGCUCAGCUCGCC